CGAUUUCACGUGGUGUCAUAUCACCCGACUGUGUGUGCCGCAGACCGGCAUUUGGUGUUGUGUUGGUAGAUAGGUUAAAAGAGAAAAACGGGAAUAUCACAUCAGAUAAAAGUAUUGAAUCAUUUCUGAUAUGAUAUAUACUAUAUAAAAUCCCACUAUUUUGGAAAUCGAUAAUUAAUCGGUAUUAAGUGUUUAAACGAAGCGGAUCGAUCGAGAAAAAAGAUCAAAAUGCCAGCACAGUCAGAAACCACAACAUUGUAUCCUUCAGAAACUACAGUGAAAAGUUAUAAAAUGCCCAAAUGGGAUGUCACGGAAAAUAUUGUGAUAAGUGGAAUGGCAGGAAAAUUUCCUGAAUCUGAUAACAUGAAUGAAUUGUGGGAUAAUUUAAUGAAUAAGGUAGAUAUGGUUACAGCUGAUGAAAGAAGAUGGGAAAUGGGUUUAUAUGGAUUGCCUUCAAGACUGGGAAAAUUAAAAGAUUUAACAAGAUUUGAUUCAACAUUUUUCGGAGUCCAUCCCAAACAAGCACAGUUUAUGGAUCCACAACUCAGAAUUCUACUUGAAGUAACUUAUGAAGCAAUUGUUGAUGCUGGAUAUGAUCCAGAUGAAUUAAGAAAUUCCAGAACAGGUGUUUUUGUUGGAGUAUGUUCUUCAGAGAGUAAUGACUUUUUUGCUGGCGAUAUAUCAGAAGUCAAUGGUUAUGCUCUUACUGGAUGUUCAUUUUCAAUGUUUGCAAAUCGUAUAUCAUUCACUUUUGACUUUAAAGGUCCAAGUUUUGCUAUGGACACAGCUUGCUCAUCAAGUCUUUUUGCAAUGCAACAAGCAGUCUUAGCAAUUAGAAGCAAUCAGUGUGAUGCUGCUGUGGUAGCAGGAUGCAAUAUUUGUAUUAGACCAGCCACAUCUUUACAUUUCUUCAAAUUAAAUAUGUUGUCUUUAGAUGGAACCUGUAAAGCAUUUGAUGCUUCUGCAAAUGGAUAUUGCCGAUCAGAAACAAUAGGAGUUGCAUUUUUACAGCGUGAAAGUAAAGCAAGAAGAAUAUAUGCUAUAGUUUCUCAUGUUAAGACAAAUACUGAUGGAUCAAAAUCUGAAGGGAUAACAUUUCCAUCUCAAUCUGUACAAACUGAAUUAAUGAAAGCUGUAUAUGAAGAAUCUGAAAUUGAUCCAUUAAAAGUAUGCUAUGUUGAAGCUCAUGGAACAGGUACUAAAGCUGGUGAUCCAGUAGAAAUAGCUGCAAUUUCAAAUAUAUUUUGUAAAGGAAGACAGCGUCCCCUUCUUAUUGGUUCUGUAAAAGCUAGUAUUGGUCAUGCAGAACCUGCAUCAGGUGUUGGUGCAUUGGCCAAACUUACAAUGGCAUUAGAUAAUGGAAUUAUUCCUCCUAAUAUACAUUACUCAACUCCUAACCCUGAUAUUGUUUCAUUGGUAGAAGGUAGAGUUAAAGUUGUCACUGAACCAACUCCCCUUGACACAGAAUAUGUUGCUUUGAAUAGCUUUGGAUUUGGUGGAGUUAAUGUUCAUGUCUUGUUAAGAGCCAAUCCUCGCCUACCAAAAUAUGAAGAAAUAAAAUUACCACAGCUUGUACUCUGUUGUGAUAGAGCAGAGGGUGGUGUAUCUUCAUUGUUAAAUUAUCUUGAAAAUACUAAAGUACCAUCUGAAACAUAUGGUUUUAUACAAAACUUAUCAAAACGUGCAUCAAUGAUGUAUAGAGGAUUUACCUUAUUAAAAGAAGGCCCCAAAAAAGUUUCAAGUGAAAUAAAAAAAAUAUCUUCAGAAAAACGACCAGUUUGGUUUAUAUUCUCUGGCAUGGGAACUCAAUGGCCUGGUAUGGGCAAAGAUCUUCUUAAACUAAAACCAUUUGCUAAAUCCAUUCAACACUCUGAAGAAAUACUUAAACCAUUUGGCAUUGACUUAAUGCAAAUAUUAACAAAACCUGCAGUGGAAAGUAGCAAUAAAAGAGAAAUUAUAUCGUCGUUUGUUGCCAUUGCUGCAAUUCAAGUGGCAUUAGUUGAUACUUUAAGGGAAUUAGGUGUAACUCCUGAUGGUAUUGUUGGUCAUUCAGUAGGAGAACUAGGUUGUGCAUAUGCUGAUGGUUGCUUUACUGCUGAACAAAUGAUAUUAUCAGCUUACUGGAGAGGAAGAUGUGUUGAAGAAGCUAAUUUAAUUGCUGGUUCAAUGGCAGCUGUUGGUUUGACUUGGGAAGAAACUAAAAAGCGAUGUCCUGAAGGAGUACUUCCAGCCUGCCACAAUUCUGAAGAUACUAUAACUGUCAGUGGCCCUACUGAUAAGAUUGGUGCUUUUGUCAAGCAGAUGCAAGCUGAAAAUAUAUUUAUAAGAGAAGUAGAUAGUUGUGGAUAUGCUUUUCAUAGUUGUUACAUUAAUCCUGCAGCUCCUGGCUUACAAAGAGCUUUAGAAAAAAUUAUUCCAAAUCCGAAACCACGCACACAACGCUGGAUUAGUUCCUCUAUUCCAGAAAGCAAUUGGGAUACUCCAAUUGCCAAGCUAUGUUCUGCAGCUUAUUUAGUUAAUAAUUUGGUAUCUCCAGUAUUGUUUAGAGAGGCACUGGCUCAUGUUCCAGCAAAUGCUAUAGUUAUUGAAAUUGCUCCACACUGUUUGUUGCAAGCUAUUUUGAAAAGAAGUCUUAAUGCAAACUGUGCUUUUAUAGGAUUAAUGAAUAAAAAGGAAAAAGAUAAUCUGGACUAUUUCUUAUCUUCAGUUGGAAAAAUGUAUACCGCUGGUAUAAAUCCUACUAUUGAAAAAUUUUAUCCUGAAGUUAAUUAUCCAGUGUCAAGAGGUGUACCAAAAUUGUCACCAUUUAUACAAUGGGACCAUUCACAAGAAUGGAGAACUGCUUUAUGGAAAGAUCGUCCGGAAAGAUCAGCUGGAGAAUUUGUUACAGAAAUUGAUAUAUCUAAUCCAGAAUCUCCUGAUUAUUUCAUGAUUGGACAUUGUAUUGACAAGCGUGUUUUGUUCCCAGCAACUGGUUAUCUUGUUCUUGCAUGGAAGGCUUUGGCUAAACGUAAAAAUCAACUAAUUUCUCAAACAGCAGUUGAAAUUGAAAAUUAUUCUAUACAUAGAGCAACCAUACUAUCUAAGACAGGAAAAACCAAAUUUACAGUAAAUAUCAUGGAUAUUACUGGUGAAUUUGAAGUGUGUGAAAGUGGAACUGUUGCAGCAAGUGGCAUCAUUAGGCUUCUUGAUCAACCACUAAAUAUUGAUGAUGAAAGACUUACAACUGAUAUUGAUAAAACAUCAAAUAUUGUACUUGACAAAAAAGAUGUUUAUAAAGAACUAAGAUUAAGAGGUUAUGACUACGGACCUACUUUUCAAGGCAUAAUAGAAUCACAAAGUAAUGGUGAAAAAGCAAGAUUAAAUUGGUCAGAAAAUUGGGAAGUAUUUUUAGACAAUAUGCUCCAAGUCUCAAUAUUGAGUGAAGCCAGACGAGUAUUAGUAUUACCAACAAGAAUACAGUCAAUCAAAAUUGAUCCCAAGUAUCAUCAAAAUACAAUCACAGAAGAAGGAAUUCCUUUGGUAUACGACAAAUAUGUAAAUGAAUGUAUUGCUGGAGGAGUUGUAUUGAAAGGAUUGAAAGCUAGUCUUGCCCCAAGACGUCAAGAUGUACAAAAUCCACCUCUUCUGGAAGAAUAUCGUUUUAUACCUAAUAAUGAAACAUGCAUAUUGAGCAAACAUGAAAAGAAUGAAAUUGAACAGUACAUAGAAGUGUGUUCAGCACUUUCAAAAAAGAUAUUAGAAGCCAGUGGGAAAAAUAAGGCCCAGAUUUCAGAUGUUAUGAAUGGCUUUAAGGAAGCAUCUGAUAAAGUUUUGAAAGAUUAUUUAUCACUAACCAAAGAAUCAUUUAUUGUUCUUAAUAGCUUAAAAGAAAUAUCAGAAUUACCAGUCAACAAAAGUUUCCAAGAAAAUUUAAAUAAUAUAGUAAAACAAUUACAAUUAUCAAUUGGUAAUGAUAUUGUAUCUACAACUAUGCUAAGUGAGAGAGUUUUGAGAACAGCUCUUGAUAUAACUGUAGAAAAUUUACUGACAAGAAAAUUGAAAGUUCUUGAAGUUAGUUCUUCGUCUCAGUUCAUAAGCAAAAAAGUUCAAUCAUACUUACUUAAUUUUAAUGUUCUUUUGAAUGUUGAUUAUACUAUCACUUGUCCUGCAUCUGAUCAAACUGAAGAAGGAAGUAAAAUUAUAACGUGGGACUUAGAAUCAACUCCACCAAAUGAAUUUUCAAAUUUUGACCUAGUUAUUGCAAAAGAUGUCUGUGGAAAAUAUAACUUUCAACAAUUGUUAGAAAAUAUGACAUCUUUCCUAAGAAGUGGUGGGUUUGUAUUGUUAAUUCAAAGAACUGAUCUAACUCCUGCUGAAAAGUUUCUCUCUGCAGUUGGAGGUUUAACAUUAUCAUUAAAAUCACAAGAAGAAAUAGAAAGUACUUUAAAAACAGCUGGGCUUUCAGUUAUUUGCAAAAAGUUUGAUGGAAUUGCAUCUAAAUUAUAUCUUGCACGUAAAAAUGAUUCACUUAAGGAUGUCAACACACAUUCCAUCAUAAAGAUUGUAGAUGGGAAAUAUGAUUGGGUUGAAAACUUGAAAGAAACAUUAUAUAAACAAGAAUCUGAAUCUCCUGUUUGGUUAGUAGCAGAAGAUAGUAAUACCAAUGGAAUUGUAGGUUUGAUGAAUUGUUUAAGACAAGAAAUGGGUGGAGUAAGAUUGAGAUGCAUUUUUAAUGCAAGCAAACAGAAAUUGCCACCCUUCAGUUUUAAUGAUUCAGUUUAUAAGGAUUUACCACAGAAAGAUCUUGCAAUGAAUNCUGAAUAGAAUAUUAAGAUUCAUUCAGAACAGUCUAUUAUGGCAGAACAUGCUUUUGUUAACGUUAUCACACGUGGUGAUUUAUCUAGUUUAAGAUGGUUUGAAUCUCCUUUAAAUUAUUGGAAGGAAGAAUUACGGAGCACUCUAAAAGAAAAAAUAUGCCAUGUAUAUUAUGCAUCUUUAAAUUUCCGUGACAUUAUGUUGGCAACUGGCAAACUUCCUCCUGAUGCCAUUCCAGGUGAUUUGGCUACUCAGGAUUGUCUUCUUGGUUUUGAAUUUUCUGGUCGUGACAGUAGAGGAAAUCGUAUAAUGGGUCUCAGUGAAUCCAAGGGUCUUGCAACAACAGUAUUAAUGGAUUCUUCCUUUAUAUGGUCUGUGCCAGAACAUUGGACAUUAGAAGAAGCUAGUUCAGUUCCUGUUGUUUAUUCAACUGCAUAUUAUGCCUUGGUUGUUCGAGGAAACAUCAAAAAAGGAGAAAGCAUUCUUAUCCAUUCUGGAAGUGGAGGUGUUGGCCAAGCUGCAAUUUCCAUUGCAUUAGGAUAUGGUUGUGAAGUUUACACUACUGUUGGCUCUGUUGAGAAAAAGAAUUUCCUCAAGCAGAGAUUCCCACAAUUGAAGGAUCACAAUUUCAGUAAUUCAAGAGAUUUAUCCUUUGAAAAGCAUAUAAUGACAGUUACAAAAGGAAGAGGUGUUGAUUUGGUCUUAAAUUCACUGGCUGAAGAAAAACUGCAAGCUAGUGUUAGAUGUUUGGCACAACAUGGUCGAUUCUUGGAAAUUGGAAAGUACGAUCUUUCUAAGAACAGUGAAUUAGGUAUGGCUAUAUUUCUGAAGAACGUUAGUUUUCAUGGAAUUUUGCUUGAUAUAUUGAUGGCUGAGAAUUUGACACCUGCAACAUUUGAGCAUAAAAUGCAAGUAGUAAGUUUAGUCAAUGAAGGAAUUAAGUCUGGAGUUGUGCAGCCAUUAAAAACAACAGUGUUUGAUCAGACAAAAGUUGAAGAUGCUUUCCGUUUCAUGGCAAGUGGCCGUCAUAUUGGAAAAGUAGUGAUAAAGGUAAGAGAUGAAGAACGUCAAAGUGUUAUUGUUCCAAAACCAAUGAAAAUGCCUGUCUUGCCUCGCACAACAUGUUAUCCAAAUAAAGUGUAUAUAAUUUGUGGAGGUCUUGGAGGUUUUGGCUUAGAAUUAGCAGCUUGGUUGAUAAUUAGAGGUGCUAAGCAUAUACUUCUAACUUCUCGCUCUGGAGUACAAAGUGGUUAUCAACAGUAUCGUAUAAAAGUUUGGAAAGAACAGGGAGUGAAUAUAAUUAUUUCCAGUUUAGAUGCAUCUAAAUAUUCUCAGGCAACUGAACUUUUAGAAUUAGCCAACAAACAUGGGCCCGUUGGUGGAAUUUUCAAUCUGGCAAUGGUUCUUAGAGAUGCAAUGUUGGAAAAUCAAAAUGAAGAAAACUUUAUCAAAGUUACUCAACCAAAAGUCUUAGGAACUUAUAACCUAGAUAAAGCAUCAAGAAAACUUUGUCCUAAAUUAAACUGGUUUGUUGUAUUUUCAUCAGUCAGUUGUGGUCGUGGUAAUGCAGGCCAGAGUAAUUACGGUUAUGCAAAUUCAGUGAUGGAAAGGAUAUGUGAAGAAAGAAAUAAAGAUGGUUUACCAGGUUUGGCCAUUCAAUGGGGUGCAAUUGGAGAUGUAGGAGUUAUAUUGGAAACAAUGGGAGGAAAUGAUGUAGUGAUAGGUGGUACACUACCUCAGAGAAUAAAUUCAUGCCUCAUCACACUAGAUACAUUCCUUCAGCAAAAGUAUCCUGUUGUAUCCAGUAUGGUACCUGCUGAACGUAAAGUGAAAAAACAAGGCAACAAGCAAAAUCUUUUGCAGAGUAUUUCUCAUAUACUUGGAAUCCAAGAUCCAAAUACACUAGAUUCAGCUAUAACAUUAGGUGAAUUGGGUAUGGAUUCUUUAAUGGGUGUAGAAGUCAAACAGACACUAGAAAGAGAUUAUGAAAUUAACCUAUCAAUGCAGGAAAUCAGAUCUUUAAGUCUGAAAAAACUUCAAGAGUUAGGAGGUCAGGAGUCAAAUGCUUUUAAAGAUGAUUCAUCAAAAGUAGAAAAACGUACAAGUGAUGUGAUAUACAAAAAUUGGAAGCUGUUAAUGCCAAAGGAGAUUAUUGUUAAUAUGAACAAUAAAACAGAAGGAACUCCACUAAUCAUCAUACAUUCCAUAGAAGGAGUUGUCACAGAUCUGAUGUCAGUAACUCAGGAAUUAUCUUGUCCCGUUUAUGGUUUUCAAUGUACUACAGAUGUGCCACAAUCUAGUUGUCAAGAUACAGCAAAUUACUAUUUAGAUUUAAUAAAAACCAAAAUACAAUCUAAAGGGCCAUACUUCAUAUUGGGUUAUUCAUUUGGUACAGCUAUUGCUUUUGAAAUAGCUAUCAGGUUACAGCAAAAUAAAGAUAAAGUACAAAAACUAUUUUUCUUGGAUGGCAGUCCAGCUUUAGUAACAUCAUAUACCAAGAAGCACGAAUCAAGAUUAAAUGAUGACAGCAUGAAGUUUGCCGAAGCAAUGUAUUCAUUCAUUCAACAAUAUGUACGUGUAUCAGACAAAUUAAAGUUGAUUCAGCAGCUAAUAAAUUUACCUUCACACAAAGAGAGGUUGCAGUACACAGUUGAAGUAAUGACAUCACUGUCUGAAUUUAAGGAUAGUGAAGAUGUUGCAAAAGCUGCAGAUUCCUAUUAUAAAAAAUUACUCUGUGCAAACAACUACAAAUGCACAGGGAAAUUCAAAGGAAAUGCCAUACUUAUCAAAGCAUCAGAAGGUUUAUUUAUUACUUCUGAAAUAGGAGAGGAAUUAGGUGUGAGGAAGUUCAUUGAUGGAAACCUAAACGUCCACACGGUCAAAGGCAACCAUGUCACUUUCCUAAAGAAUCACAGUGGGUCCAAAGUAGCAACCAUCAUCAAUGAAGAGAUGAACAAGCAGUAGCUGUGAUCUGAUAAAUUACAAUUAUCUAGUUGUUUCUUUUUUAGUAUUAUGUAUUGUGGAAAAAUUGUAUCUUCAGUUUUAAUUUAUAUUUUGGCUAUCAAUUGCAUUACUUUUGAUAGCAGUCUCUCUCUCAUAAUAUAUAUUAUUAUAUAUACAUAUAAAUAUACAAAAAAAAACACACUGAAAACAGCAUUAAACUGACCUAAAAUUUGAACAUUUUAAAAUACCAAAACAGCAACAUUUUAAAGUGUUUGUAUGACAACUUUAAAGAUACAAAUUUUUUAUUUUUCCCAAAAGAUUUGAAUACUCGAAUAAAAAAGAAAAAGGGACAUUCCAGUAACAUUGCAUUUGAUCUCUCCAAAAUUGCAUCAUUUUUGCAAUGAAUUUAUAUUUGUGAUAUAAUUUUUCUCUAUAGAAUUAUAUAUACAUAUAUUUUUUAUUUAGAAAUGUUGUAUGUGUAAUAUGAUGUAAGUAUUAUUAGACCAUGCGGUUGGGAAAAUUGUACUGGUAAAUGAGUAUCAGUAUAAUAAAACAGUUUACAAAAACGA
Messenger RNA from Centruroides sculpturatus (bark scorpion), 8309 nucleotides. It is a transcript of the gene FASN1, whose product is annotated as fatty acid synthase-like. Gene Ontology annotation, biological process: fatty acid biosynthetic process. Lineage: Eukaryota; Metazoa; Arthropoda; Arachnida; Scorpiones; Buthidae. The record is from RefSeq and is a predicted model, not a curated record. The transcript has 29 exons. Gene Ontology annotation, molecular function: fatty acid synthase activity; oxidoreductase activity; phosphopantetheine binding.